AUGGUAGAGCAGCUGGCUGAAGAAGGGCUCCCUGAAGGAGUGCUGGUCCCCAGUGGAGUCACAACCCUGCCUGCAGAAGCCCAGGAAAAGGUGGUUAUUCUGAUUGCUAAUGAAACAGGCCGUGAUGUUGCUGUGAAACAAGAGCAGAAGAUAGCAGACCUCUUUGAUACCCCAGUCAUACCGCAGCUGGUGGGGAUCCCACAAAAGCGGUCGAACGAAACAAAAACAAAACUUAGAGUGACACCAAUCACUAUUGGCACAUGGAAUGUGCGCACGUUACUGGACAACAUCACGGCAGACAGACCGGAGAGAAGAACAGCACUUGUCGCUCGAGAGCUCACACGCUACAACAUUGACAUUGCAGCCCUUAGCGAAACUCGCCUUGCUAAUGAAGGACAGCUGUCCGAGUCAGGCGGUGGCUAUACAUUCUUCUGGAGUGGCCGCAGCAGUGAUGAGCGUCGCGAAUCUGGAGUUGGCUUCACCAUUAAGAAUCAUCUUGUUCGGAAACUUGCCAGGUCCCCCAAGGGUAUGAAUGACCGGCUCAUGACAAUGCAGCUUCCGCUUCAAAAAGGAAAACAAGCUACUUUGAUCAGCGCAUAUGCUCCUACAAUGACCAACCCAGAGGAUGUGAAGGAUAAAUUCUACGAAGAACUAGAUACUCUGCUAUCGUCAGUGCACCGCACAGACAAGCUGAUUAUGCUUUGCGAUUUUAACGCAAGAGUCGGAUGCGAUGCCGCAGCCUGGGAAGGAGUCAUCGGGAAAAAUGGAGUGGGAAAGUGCAACAGCAAUGGCCUGUUACUGCUGAAAACUUGUGCAGCACAUGGCCUUCUGAUCAGCAAUACGGUCUUCCGCCUUCCUACCCGCAACAGGACUUCGUGGAUGCAUCCCCGUUCCAAGCACUGGCAUUUGAUCGAUUAUGUCAUCAUCAGGAGAAGGGACAGACAAGAUGUCAGGGUUACAAAAGCUAUGUGUGGCGCUGACUGUUGGAUGGAUCAUAGGCUCAUAGUAUCCAAAAUGAAGCUCCGUAUCAUGCCGAAGAGACGACCACAAGGCUGUAAGGUUCUCAAAAGGAUCAACGUGUCGAAGCUGAAGAACAGCCACAUCACUGAAAAUCUAGCAGAAGACCUAGAGAAUGAGCUUGCUGAUCUUCGUAUUGAGGAUGACGCUGAGAAAGACUGGGAGCGAUUCCGCAACACUGUCCAUACAGCUGCAUCGAAGGUAUUGGGGCCCUCCACAUGCAGGCAGCAAGACUGGUUUGACGAAAAUGAUGCAGAAAUCCAGGCCUUACUUGCUGAGAAGCACCGCCUGCAUCAUGCAUAUCAAAACGAUCCAUCCUCGGCGGCAAAGAAGACCGCCUUUAUCAACGUUCUCAGAACCGAUUGCAAGAGGAAGGGCAAUUGCCAGGUAUGCGACAAUCACCGUGGAAUCUCGCUGCUUUCUACAGCAGGGAAAGUUCUUGCACGGGUUCUGUUGAACCGAUUGAUUACUCAACUGGAGAAGGGCUUACUGCCAGAAUCACAGUGUGGCUUCUGCAAGGGUCGUGGGACUAUUGACAUGAUCUUCGCUGUGCGUCAGCUACAGGAGAAAUGUCAAGAGCAGAAUCGUGAACUCUACACAACUUUUGUGGACCUCACGAAAGCAUUUGACUCUGUCAGUCGCCAGGGCCUGUGGAGGAUCAUGUCGAAAUUUGGCUGUCCAGACAGAUUUAUACGAAUGGUACGUCAAUUUCAUCACGGUAUGAUGGCUCGUGUCCUGGAUGACGGUGAAACAUCUGAGGCCUUCCCAGUCACCAACGGUGUCAAGCAAGGGUGUGUUUUAGCACCCACUUUGUUCAGCAUGAUAUUCUCUGCCACUCUGACUGAUGCCUUUCAACACUGCACUGAAGGAGUAGGCCUGAAGUAUAGAACUGAUGGGAAAUUAUUCAAUCUGAGGCGACUGCGUGCCAUCACCAAGGUGAAGGAAACUGUACUUCGAGACUUUCUCUUUGCC
Molecule: messenger RNA, 1989 nt
Organism: Emys orbicularis (European pond turtle)
Lineage: Eukaryota; Metazoa; Chordata; Testudines; Emydidae
Exons: 3
Molecular function (GO): catalytic activity
Source: RefSeq, a predicted model, not a curated record